AGCCAACAAUACAGAUUCGACUUCAUCAAAUAUUAUUGUAAUUAUUUGAAUAGUUAACAAUGGCUUCAAAAAAGUGUUGUCACGGUUGUCUUUCUGUUGGAAGACGGUUAGAUUUAAUUGUAGACCACGCAAAACUGUAUAAUCGACUGCUGUUGAAGAAAUCAGACCAUACAACUAAGAAGUUGUUGAUGUGUUGGGAAUGCCACCAGAUCUUGAGAAACAUCCAGACGUUCCGUAUGAAGAUAACUCAAGCCCAGAAACUUUUGAGCAGUAAAACUUUGCCCCAACACUCCCUGUCAAACCUAACGGCAUCAAAGAAAAUUGAUGAUUAUCAAGUAAUAAUAUAUGAAGAUGAAAAAAAUAAUAUAACUCCGGCAACUGAAAUAGAGGUGCCGGCUGUGAAACAGGAGCCUAGCGAAGAUUUAUAUAAUAAAAUAGUUAUAAAAAAUAAUGAUGUUUAUGAUAUAAAAUUGGAUGCAGUCAAAGAGGAAGUUAAAAAUGAAAGUGAUGGAUUUGAAGGUUUUAAUGAUAAUCAAGAGAUAACAGAAUAUGAUGAAGUAUCAGUUUCUCUUGAUUUGCUGGAGAAAAAUACAAAGAUAGAGGUGGAUCGUCCAAAGAAGAGACGGGCAGAGUUGAAGCAGAAAUAUAGAACUAUCAUUUUGGAUGAUAUACCGGAUAAGAGGAAUUAUUACGAUAUAGUCAAGAUAGACCAUGAGACCGUGUUGCACUGGCUCGAGAAGAAAAAGCAACGCACAAGUACGAAGAAAUUCCAGUGUCAACUCUGUUACGCAGGAUUCUCGCAGCAGAAGUUCUACGACCGCCAUCUUACCCUGUUACACGCUCAGAAAAACAAAUUCGAAUGCGACAUAUGCGCGUGCCGUUUCAAGGACCGCCGCCUGAUGAAGCGUCACAUCAACGAGCACUUCGUGCAAUAUUCGUGCAAGAUGUGCGGCCAACAGUUCCCCGCGCGGAACCAGUUAUACGUGCACUUCGCGCACGGCCCGCACGGCCGGCAGAUGGAGUGCAAGAAGUGCGGGGCGAGGUUCGAUUGCAACAAGCCCCGCGAUUUCUUCUCUCACUACCGCGACAUGCACGGCCACCCGCAGUGCGACCACUGCGGCAUGCGCUGCACGACCAAGAGCAGGCUCGCGCACCACAUACUUUGUAACAAGCCCCGCGAUUUCUUCUCUCACUACCGCGACAUGCACGGCCACCCGCAGUGCGACCACUGCGGCAUGCGCUGCACGACCAAGAGCAGGCUCGCGCACCACAUACUUUGUAACAAGCCCCGCGAUUUCUUCUCUCACUACCGCGACAUGCACGGCCACCCGCAGUGCGACCACUGCGGCAUGCGCUGCACCACCAAGAGCAGGCUCGCGCACCACAUACUAAUCCGGCACUCUGAGUUCCGUUGCAAGCCCUGCGAUAUGGGGUUCAGCUCGUUCCACGCACUGACCGUGCACAACAGACGCAAGCACGUCGUCGACACCAGCGAGCGGAACUACUGCGUCGAGUGCGACCUGCAGUUCACGAACAGUUUGCUGUACAACGAACAUGUGAAACGGAGCACGAAACACCGCAUUAAACCCAGAGUGCCGUGUCCCUCGUGCGACAAGACAUACAGCAAGCGCUGCUACAUGAUGAACCACUACAAUCUGGAGCACCUCAAGGAGAGCAAGUUCGUCUGUCCCGUCUGCGACAGGAGAUUCUUGAACGGGUUCCGUCUACGGUACCACGUGAAAUAUUAUCACGAGAAGGCGCCGAAGCCCAAGAACCACAUGUGCAGUUACUGCGGCAGGGGCUUCAACACUCGUCGCAUCCUGGACAACCACGUCCGCACGCACACGGGCGAGCGGCCGUUCGCGUGCGCGCACUGCACGGCCGCCUUCGCGCAGGCCACCGCGCUCAAAACGCACGUGCGGUCCGCGCACAAGUGAACGCACAAGCAGAGCGCAUCAUAGGGGCCGACAGUUCAGCUACACUAUUAGAACUAGAGAUGCACCGGAUAUCCGGUUAAUAUCCGGUAUCCGGCCAUUAAUUAACUAUCCGGCCGGAUACCGGAUAGUGACCUAGUAUCCGGCCGGAUACCGAUUAGUAACAUUGCUUGAUUUCGGAGUAAACAAAUUGGAUUUAAGAAACAGACACGGUCAUAAUCGUACUUGUUUAUUAUUUUAAAACAAUUUAAUGAUUCCACUGACUUGCACGCGUACUCAUUUUGAACCUAGAAAUGAGUCCGCGCGAACGUUUACUAGGAAACAGGUCAAACCAUCAGAAUGCGCACCUGAAAAUCCGAAAUGUAGGUAUAGUUCCGCUGGCCGAAUAUUCGGCCGAUGGUCAGGCCGAAUAUCCGGUAUCCGGUAUCUGGCCAAACAACUAUCCGUUGCAUCUCUAAUUAGAGCAAAUUAAAUUAUUUUCAGAAUAUACUUUAACAUUUUGAACGCCAAACGGCGCAUCCAUUUACCGUGCCACUGACGCCGCGGGGGUAAAAUUUAGCUUUGUGAAUGAGUAAUGCCAACCUAAAAGUGGGGUGUUUUUCAGUAGAUUUUCAUCAAAAAAUGAUCGACGUCAAAUGCCGUCUUUAGCGUCGUUGUCACGAUUUUGCGUUGACGUCAGUUGCCGUCUGUGGCGUUCAAAAGGUAAAUUUGUUUUUAUCAAGUAGAACACUACUUUAUAAAUUAGUAUAUGUGUCGCUUAGCUUCAAACUCGGGUAAAUCCAUUGGACCCUCUCAGAAAAUAUCUAUCCUAUUACCUUUUCUUAAUACCAAAAUCGCAUAAUCUGACAGAUGGAUUUACCCGAGUUUGAAGUUAAGCGACUCAUAUGCACUUCUUACUGAAGGCAUAUGGCGCCCCCUAGCGCUAGAUCAGCUACAAACGAUGUACUUUUCAGGCACUAUUUUGUUUUGUUACCAAAAGCAAAGGGAAUAUUACGCGAAACUGCGUAGAGGGCGCCACUACUACAAUCCAUCACAAUCUAUCUAAAUAUAGUCGAG
Cydia fagiglandana is the source of this 2990-nucleotide messenger RNA. Its product is annotated as zinc finger protein 420-like. The record is from RefSeq and is a predicted model, not a curated record. Bases 60 to 1937 code for a protein of 625 amino acids. Gene Ontology annotation, biological process: regulation of transcription by RNA polymerase II. Gene Ontology annotation, molecular function: RNA polymerase II cis-regulatory region sequence-specific DNA binding; DNA-binding transcription factor activity. NCBI's taxonomy places the organism in Eukaryota, Metazoa, Arthropoda, Insecta, Lepidoptera, Tortricidae. The transcript is spliced from 13 exons.